AUGGCUUCUGGACGAGGUGGAUCUGUAGCACGAGGUCCAGGUGGCGCUGGUAGCAGCGUGCCAGGAUCUCCACCACGUCCUAUGGAGGGGCGGGUAGGGGAUGGCCCUGGAGGAGCCGGCGCAUGCUUUGUGGGAGGGUUGCUUACCUUGGCGACGCCGACAUCACGUCACACUUUCCGCUACGACGGCCCUCGACCCCCUCCUAAGAAGAAGACACAGCCGGAGAGUGGCAGUGGGGAGGAGGAUGAGGAGGAGGAGGAGGAGGGUGAUGGCGAUGACGAUGAGGAUGAUGAGGGGAGCGGGGAUGACAGUGAGGCAGGGUGGGACCCAGAGACGGAUGGCGGUGGGGAGGGGGGAGAGGAUGAUGAAGACCACGAGAUGGAUGGGUUGGAGCCAGAGGGGCGGGAAGAGGAGGUGGGAGAGGGUGGUGGAGAGGCGGCAACGGAGGCGGGCUCACACCAUGUGCGUGAAGGGGGUGGGGGCGUGGGGGUUGCUGUGGGGAAAAAGGCCGCGACCAUUAGGCCGCCAAGGCGGGGGAAGAGGGUGAACAAGUUGAGGGAGCGGGCGUACCCCGCUACGUUCACAGGGGAGCCGUUGGGUGAGGGCGUGAUCGCACCGGAGUUCCUAGACGAGGAUGGAGAGUCAGAGAGUAGCAAGGGGACGGGAAGCAGGAAACCGGGGUGGCAAGUUAUGAUGUUCGGACCGAAGGAUGCAGACGAGAAGCGUCAGUGCAAGAUUUGCACUGACAAGAUCUCGUGGAAGCAGUCCACAACCACUCCCGGCGAGCGGCACUUCGCGAGCCACCAUACAGCGCAUAUGCUUGUGUGGCAUCACCCUUACCCGCAUGCCAAAACGUGGCCUCAUCUCGCGACCAAGACACCGCAGGCAGCAGGAGGAGAUAAGAAGGGGGGCGGGAUUGAGCGGUAUAUGACAACGAAGCUGUCACAGGGGGAGCUCCGACGGGCGAUUGCCAAGCUAGUGGUCACCUGCGACCUCCCCUUCCGCAUCGUGGAGGCCGAGGCUGUAAGUGCCCUGUCCCAUGGGGUGUUAUGGGAGGGUUUGGGAAAGGGUUCACGUUUGCUUUGCUACUCCAUUUAUUGCGCUCCACCCUUAUAUUGUGCUAUCAGGUCUCCCACCCAUCACUUAAUGCUUGACGCCCCUCUCUCCCCUCCCCUUGUCUCCACCCCCCCCUUCCAGUUUCGGGAGCUUCUGAUCCUGCUAAAUCGCAACUGCGCGCAGAAGAACUUCAUCCCCUCCCGUUGGACGGUCUCCCGCGACACCGUUGUCUUUGCGGCGGCCGCUCUCCAGUCCGCCAUCGCGGAGUUGCUGGCGAAGGAGGGGGAGCUGGGGUGCAAGGUGUCGAUAACCAUAGACAUAUGGACGGCACCCAACAACAAAGCAUGGCUGGUGGUUACCGGCCACUGGAUAGACGAGGCCUUCCAGCUACGCACGAUGGUGCUCGAGUUUCGUGAGAUGCUCGGGCGGCAUGGGGGCAAGGAGAUUGCGAAGGUGGUUGAGGAGACAGUGGUGCAGUGGAAGUUGGAGGGGCGUUGUCUUGGGUUGACGUCAGACAACAUUGCUGCCUUCAGGCGGCUGUCGGAGGAGGGUGGUGGGAGGUGCUUCUUCACCGAGCGCAUGCACUUCCGCUGCCUGGCACAUGUGAUCAACCUUGCCGUGAAGGCAGCUCUCGCAGUGGCCGCCAUCCGCAAGCUGCUGAAGAUCCUGAGGGAGAUGGCGUCGUGGGUGGGCUUCUCGCCGCAGCGCUCGGGGAAGUUCCUGGGCCUGCAACGGACCUUGAACGCGCAGGCCAACCCCGCCAAACCGAAGCUGGCACUGAAGCUGGUGCAGGACUCUCCCACGCGCUGGGGCUCGACUCACGACAUGGUCGAGCGAGCCGGGGUUCUGCAGGAACCUAUCAACGUCUACUUUGCCCAGACAGCGGGCUUGUCGGCGUCUGACAAGAAGAAGGUCGAGAGCUUUCGCCUGACAGACGCAGAUUGGGACAAUCUGCAUGCUUUCAAGGCACUCCUCAGUCCAUUCGCCAGAGUCUCGAAGACUGCAGAGGGGGCGGCGUACCCUACAGUGUCGAUGGUGGUGCCGUACUACAACGGCCUGAUCGACGCUUUGGAGGCGCGCCUUGCGAAGGGGCCAUCGGCUGCGCUGAAGCCGAUGAUCGAGGCGGCGCUGGGGGUCCUGAAGAAGUACGCGUACAUGUCCUCCAACGAGCUGUGGAUCGCCACCUUCUUGGACCCGUCCAUGAAGGCGGCGUGGUUUGAUGACGAGCACUGGGAGUCGCAGCAUCCCGAGACCGAGCCGAGGGUGAGGCCGCGUCCCACUUCUAGCGAGGUGGUCCAGCUGGUACGAGAUCGCGUGGCCGAGUACCUGUCGGAGCGGGUGCGGGAGGACGUGACGGCUCUGGAGUACUGGCGCACCGCCACCAACCUGCAGACGCUCAGGCGCAUGGCCCGAGACUAUCUCGCGAUCCCUGCCACGUCCGCAUCGAGCGAGCGGGUGUUCUCCCUUGGCCGCAACGUCAUUUCCUGGAAGCGGCACCGCCUGCACUCCCAGAGAACGCGAGCUAUCAUGGUUCUCCGAUCCUGGUACACCUCACACCCCGGCCAGAGGAUAGGCGAGGGCCGCCGACAGAGGGGCGUCGCACCGCUAGAGAUUGCCAUUGAGGGCGAGGGGGAGGAGGAGGAUGAUGACGAGGAGGAGGAGGAGGAGAAGGAGGAGGAGGAGGAGGAGGAGGAGGAGGAGGAGGAGGAGGAGGAGGAGGAGGAGGCGGAGGAGGAGGGGGAGGGAGGGGGAGGGGAGGGUGAGGGGGAUGCUGAUGACCAGAUGGAUGGGGUGGAGCCUGCUGUUGGUAGUAGCAGUGGCCCGGCGUUAGCGUAG
Messenger RNA from Closterium sp. Yama58-4, 2892 nucleotides. NCBI's taxonomy places the organism in Eukaryota, Viridiplantae, Streptophyta, Zygnematophyceae, Desmidiales, Closteriaceae. The record is from the annotation of a GenBank genome assembly.